UCCUCAGUAGAGAGCGCUGCAGAUCACUCGCCGCUGCCGCUCCCGGUUCUCCCCGUCCCGCCCGGCCGCCCCAACGCUCGUGUCGCUCGAAUCCCUAGCCCCCGCGGAAGGCGGAACAGCAGCGGCUCGUCGUCCCCAUCCCCAUCGCGGUUCCGAUCCCCGUCCGGUUCCUCUUCUCGCAGAGGUUUGAUUCCUCCGCUGUGGAUCGGUCUCUCUGGAAGAGCCUGAAGUUUCGGAAACUCGAUUCCUCAAGCCUGAAGGUGCCAGGAUGUCGAAUGUGACCGUGUGCGUGCGGUUCAGACCGCUGAGUCACAAGGAGAGGAAGGCUAAUGCUGACAAUGUAUGCUUCAGGAAACUGGACUCCGAGUCUUUUGUGUUCAAGGAUGAGAGGGAAGACGAUGUUGUAUUCAGCUUUGACAAGGUGUUCUAUGAAGAUGCGCAACAGUCUGAUGUCUACAACUUCCUUGCAGUGCCCAUUGUUUCAGAUGCCAUCAACGGAAUAAAUGGGACUAUAAUUACUUAUGGUCAGACUGGGGCUGGAAAGACAUAUAGCAUGGAGGGGCCAAGCAUCUUGCACUGCAAUGAGCAGAAAACUGGACUAGUACAGCGAGUUGUGGAUGAGCUAUUUAUAUGUUUAAGAUCAUCAGCAGGCACGUGGACUGUGAAGUUGUCAAUGGUGGAGAUAUAUUUGGAAAAAGUGAGGGACCUUCUUGACUUGUCAAAAGACAACCUACAGAUCAAGGAGAGUAAAACCCAAGGGAUAUACAUUGCUGGUGCAACAGAGAUAUCUAUCUUGAACAGUUCGGAUGCAUUAGAGAACCUUUCUCAAGGUAUCGCCAACAGAGCUGUUGGGGAAACACAAAUGAAUCUGGCUAGCAGUAGAAGUCACUGCUUAUACAUUUUCUCAGUACAACACGGAUCCACUUCAGAUGAGAGGGUAAAAAUGGGGAAGAUUAUUCUUGUCGACUUGGCUGGUUCUGAGAAAGUUGAGAAAACUGGUGCUGAAGGACGGGUUCUUGAUGAGGCAAAAACAAUCAACAAAUCCCUCUCAGCUCUAGGAAAUGUCAUCAAUGCCCUAACGACUGGUAAACAGAACCAUGUGCCUUUCCGUGACUCAAAGCUUACACGCAUUCUCCAAGAUGCAUUGGGUGGCAACUCAAGAGCAGCGUUGUUGUGCUGCUGUUCUCCUAGCCCAUCAAAUGCACCAGAGAGUCUGUCUACGCUUCGUUUCGGAACCAGGACAAAGCUCAUAAAGGCUUCUCCCAAAUCUAUUCCUGAGGUUGCGGACAAUGUCAAGAAGCCCAUCCUUGGGACCAAUGAUCAAGAUGAUCUGCGUGAUAGGAUACUAAGCAAGCUAAGGUUGAGCCUGAAGGAGGAAGAUGUAGACCUCCUGGAGGAAUUGUUCCUGCAAGAAGGCAUCAUUUUCGAUCCCAACUCCAUCACGGACGUCGACUCGGCCUGCCAGGAUACCGCGAGUGAGGAGAUCUCGUUGCUGAUGCAAGCCGUGGAAGAGCUCAAAGGAACCGUCGAAGAGCUCACCGACGAGAACGAGAAGCUGAGGCGGGAGCUCGACGUCGCGCGGGAGAUCGCCGCUCAGGCCCAGCUUGCUGCUGCUGCUGCUGGAGCAGAAGCCCGGAGCCGUACCCUGCUUGAUUUCGUGCCGGCACCCCUCCUCCUGCCGUUUGGGUUUGUACCAGACUGACGACUAGAGCCAAUAUCGAAUGUCUGUCCGUGUAUCUCGACUCAUCAUCACAUAUGAGGAGCUAGCGAACGAACCAUGUCAUACAUAUUUGAAGCAUAAACCUUGGAACAAUUGGUGGUGCACUUGCAGGACGGAUCAUGGUGAAUGCUUGAAGGAUCAACCUGUUUGAAAUAGCUCGAAAACAGUUGAUUAUUUGCACA
Molecule: messenger RNA, 1902 nt
Organism: Setaria italica (foxtail millet)
Lineage: Eukaryota; Viridiplantae; Streptophyta; Magnoliopsida; Poales; Poaceae
Product: kinesin-like protein KIN-1
Exons: 18
Coding region: 269-1702 (477 amino acids)
Biological process (GO): microtubule-based movement
Molecular function (GO): microtubule motor activity; microtubule binding; ATP binding
Source: RefSeq, a predicted model, not a curated record